GUGAAUGCCCGCCUAUGCCACCCGUUCCUCUCAUCCUUCAACAUUCGAAGCCCUCUUUCGUCGCUCGAAAUUCGCAUCUCACACGCCGUCCAUCGCCCAAGUUUACACGGCGCCUACCGCUUCCCGCGCAAGAGGUGACUUUGGGUUUAAACAUCCUUUUCCUACCGGACGUAGAGCACUUAGAGCGCAGUAUGUGACUGUGCAGCGUGCGGACGGGUACUGGGGAGGGAUGCUCUGGGCGAGUGGGGAGACGAGGGCGAGAUGGGUUAGUCAGAUGGAGGAGCUGGACGCUGUCGUCGAGCCGGAUAUCUCAAAUGGAAGCACAGGGAGAGCGCAGAAUGAUGAGUGGUACGAGGAGAGCGAGUUUACUCGAGCGCUGGAUGCUUCUACGCACUCGAGGUCUUCGUUCGAUCCCAACAGCCUGGGUGGUACACGCUCGAGCCUCCUGGGUGAAGAAAGACCGUACAAGAACUGGGAUAGGCUGGGAAGGAAAGCAUUUGAGCGUUGGCUAAGAGAAGUACGCGGCUUGCAGGGGGAGUUUAGGCGUUGGGUGCUUGAUAGGAGAAAAGAGCAGCUGUUUGCUCUACAAGCUGGAGAAAACCCCAAGCUCUCCGACCCCGCUGGACAGUCCGACAUCCUGCCCAACACGCACAGACCGCCAACUAACAGCCACAUCGCUCUCGACACUUACUACCACAAAGACCCCGCAGACGACUUCUACCCCCUCGCCCAAUCCCCCUCCGCCCUUGUAGAAAUGGACCAUUUCUUCGCAACCCGCCCUCCUCCCACCUCUCCAGCCCACCUCCUCGCCAUUCCCCACCCGGUUUCCGGCCUAGCCUAUGCCCGCCCAUCCCGACUGCAAGUGUUCCUCAACACAAAGCCUCAGCGAGGCGUCGUACUAGGCGAGCUUCCCGCGGAGCCGUCUAUCUCUCCAGCCGUGGGACGCAGGAGGAGAGGAGAGGAUGGAGAUACAACGUUCCUCGUCGGUUUGCGGGGACAUGCAGCCCGCGUAAGCAGGCGACAUUCCGGCGGACGGAUCGCCCCUUUCCUCUACCAGGGGAGGGAUCCCCUGCGGAACGAACCCCGUUUCCGUAUCUGGCAGAGCACGCUCCUCCGCCCGCCUGAGGUUGUCCGGCCACAAGACGUGGGCAUGGGGUUGUACAGCCGUGGGGAGGAGAGGGAGGUAGGUGUGCUGAGGAUGGAGCUGCGCGAGGUUUGGCAGGGUGAGAAACUGCGUUUCUGGGAACGACCUGGCUCGCCUGGCUGGGUAGCGAACGAUCAACGCACGUCGGAGUUCUUCUCCCUUCGCUCGACGAAUCCUCCGCUUGGCCAGGAGUUGGAUGUCGGUGGUGAUGGGAUUGCGGAACGUCAGAAGGUGGAGAGCGCUAAGGAGGCCAAGGAGCGGGAGGGAAGGGAAAAAAGGGAGAAGAGGAGGGAAAAAGCAGCGAAGAUGUUGAAUGAUGUGGGGGCUUUGUUGGGCAUUUAGAAGUGGUUGAACAUGAUCAAAUAUCACUGUAUUAUACCAUUUCUCUC
Molecule: messenger RNA, 1533 nt
Organism: Dacryopinax primogenitus
Lineage: Eukaryota; Fungi; Basidiomycota; Dacrymycetes; Dacrymycetales; Dacrymycetaceae
Exons: 1
Coding region: 5-1486 (493 amino acids)
Source: RefSeq, a predicted model, not a curated record